Meloidogyne enterolobii is the source of this 183-nucleotide messenger RNA. Lineage: Eukaryota; Metazoa; Nematoda; Chromadorea; Rhabditida; Meloidogynidae. The record is from the annotation of a GenBank genome assembly.
AUGCCUCUCCUUUCCCUUAAUUCUUUACAAACAUUUUAUGUUUCUUCGAUACUCGGAUGGAUAACUAAUUUUGUUAUGGCUUGUAAUGCACCUGUACUUUACAAAUUUUGUAAGGAUUACAAAACUGCUUUUAAUGCUUUUUUUAAAAAGAAUGCAACUGUGGGCGUUCAAAUUAAACAUUGA